Molecule: messenger RNA, 901 nt
Organism: Sitophilus oryzae (rice weevil)
Lineage: Eukaryota; Metazoa; Arthropoda; Insecta; Coleoptera; Curculionidae
Exons: 5
Coding region: 185-901 (238 amino acids)
Source: RefSeq, a predicted model, not a curated record
UUAUUCCAAGAAUGUUCUUGUGAUUAGUGCUACCAACUUACCCGAAAGUGUAACCAGUAACAAUGCAGUUAUAGCACUAAAAAUAGUAGUGACUGAUCAAAGUACUCAGGAUGAAGCUAGUGCUGUCCUAAAUGUGAAUACUGGUGUCAGCAAUAAUUCAAACGAUGAUAGUAGUCCAACUGGCAUGAACAAAGGUUUACUGGUAACUGUGAUUAUAUUGGCCUGUCUUUUAGUUAGUUUAAUAGUCACUGCAGGAGUAUACUGGUACUUUAAAAACAGAAAAAAUUACGCCAAUUUGGAAGAAGAUGUCGAAAAGAUAGAACCAAAGCAGACCAAGUUUACUAAGAAGAAUGACAUCAAGAAAAAAUCUGAUUCAAUUUCUAGUGAACCCUUACGAAGACCUACAGGUAUCCACAUUAUACCUCCCACUCCUCCCAUAGAAGAAUUGGACGAGGUUCAAGUAGAUGGCGCACCCAAAUCAGGCUCAGACAAAGUUGUAGCUUUCAGUGAUGACGUUGAGAAAAUCGAAGACAACACUAGUGACGAUUUUACCGACAAUUAUGUUAAUGUUGCUGAAAGGAGACCUACAAAGUUCGUUUUUGCCAAAAAUGGCGCAGCAGAGACAAACGAGGAUGACGACACUGACUCUGACAAUUAUAUCAGUGUAGCUGAUAGAAGACCUACAAAGUUCGUCUUUGCAAAUCCUUUGGAGGAAGGAGUUUUUGAUUCAACGGACUCAUCUGCUAAGUCACCAGUACCAAAUCCUGAUGAAGAACGAAAAAAAUCUGUUGCUUUUGACGAUAAUGUUGAAAGAGUUCACAUUGACCCUAUCCAAGAUGAGAGCGACAGUGAUGAAGAUAGUGAUACUGCGGAAAUGAGAAAGCAGAAGAGAGAAACCUGA